This is a messenger RNA of Aspergillus chevalieri, 162 nucleotides long. RefSeq lists its product as uncharacterized. The transcript is spliced from 2 exons. The record is from RefSeq and is a predicted model, not a curated record. Lineage: Eukaryota; Fungi; Ascomycota; Eurotiomycetes; Eurotiales; Aspergillaceae. The coding region runs from base 1 to 162 and encodes 53 amino acids.
AUGGCCGAGAACGAGGUCAAUCGCAUUAUCCAGGCGAGGUUUGGGGAUGAUAAUGGGCUGAAAAUUGCGGACAUCAUUGAGAAUAAACCCAUACAAGCCGACGGCACGCUAUCUCUCAACGGCGCUGGUUUGAAGACUUGGGAAUAUCCGUUCAAAGCAUGA